This is a messenger RNA of Fusarium proliferatum ET1, 351 nucleotides long. RefSeq lists its product as uncharacterized. Bases 1 to 351 code for a protein of 116 amino acids. The transcript has 8 exons. NCBI's taxonomy places the organism in Eukaryota, Fungi, Ascomycota, Sordariomycetes, Hypocreales, Nectriaceae. The record is from RefSeq and is a predicted model, not a curated record.
AUGACUCCUGAUGCUUCGGCUGCGGUUGCGGCUUCGGCUUCGACCCCCUCCUCCUCCCCCACCACCCCUUGGUGUGGGCUUCUCAAGCCCAAACGACUUCACUACGACAAUGAGCUCUCCGUCGACGCUAAGUCCAUCGCUGUCCUUGAGGAUGAGAUUGCGAUCUGUACUCGUCACGAUUUACAUUGGGAAUGUAUCGCUGAUAAAUAUCACGUUCCCAAGAAAGAGGUCGAGGCUCAGGCCGACGCAGCGGCCUCCGACGCCGAAAAAUUGCUCGAGGAUGCCCGAAAGAGCCUCGAAGAGGAGGCUGCCGCUGGCCUCGAGCCCAACACCUACAACGUUGAAGAUUGA